AGUUCUGUGUCUUUUUCAACCAAAUUCUUCACUUUCUCCUUGAUUUUAUCGCUCAGAAUCAUGGACGAAAUCAAAAACAAGAUCAAAAAUGUCAUGAACAAACCGAUCUUGACGAAACAAGUCAAAGUACCAGAAAUGGGAUUUUCGGAGUAUUUUAUUCAACAUACGUCGCUUGUACCUGAGACUUACAGCAGCACAAAAAAGAAAGUCUGUGAUGCGGAUGACAGUUUAGAUGGCAGCGAUCCGUCAUUAGCGAAGCACAAACUGCCCGACGAGGAGAUUCUGGAGUCAAUUGAGGCAGUUUAUUACGAAGAAGACACGGAAGCUGGCUUGUAUGAGCUCAAGAGGCUCACAGAGGACGGGAAUGAAUUCAACCUUGAGACUAUCGAUCGUAACAUGAAAGUUCUGAGGCAGCAGCAAAAAGUGAUAUCAAAAAAAGUCUUGCAGCUGAUUUUGGAUCAAAGGACUGCUUGCACCUCAGAAUUCCAAGAUAUCGACGAGACGCAGAAAAAACUGCAGGAAAGUGUUUGGACGUGUCAAAAAGCUCGUUCUUACUUGAAUUACGCGAAACAGCAGCUCACGACAAGUAGUUUGGAGAUCCUUGCGGCAUACAGAAAACGUGAAAUUAUCCUAAAUUUGCUGCAAACCCUGCGAACGUUGAAACAAAUCAAGAUGGCGGAUCAGACAUUCCAGCAACUCAUUUCGCGAGGCGAAUAUUCCGCCGCCAUCAAGUGCCUUCUCGACACGAAAUCGCAAACGGAGAAGUACAAGCAGUACCAUUGCAUCGAAUCGUUCACGCAAAAAAUCCAAGACACCCUAAUCAUGACAGAAGUGCAACUCGACGAAGUACUUAACAGCUUAACGAGCGAAUUUGACGCCAAAAAAUACACAAAAUUGCAAGAAGCUUUCAUGUUGCUCGGCAAGGCGCCCAUUGCCAUGGAUCAGCUUCACAUGAACUUCAUUUCGUCGAUUCAUUCGACAGCGUUUUCCGUACUUAAGGGAUAUAUUGCAACAACUCCGGGCUCUGCGAGCUCUCCCGGGACGCCGCAACAUAAACUCCUGUUCGAGCAAUUGUGCGAAAAUAUUCCUGCCGAACGUUACAUCGAUUGUCUCAUUAAUCUCUGUAAAAGUUUUUGGAAAAUUCUCGUGUGUUAUCAUCAAAUUGUGUUAUGGCAUCAACAUAAUCCACUGACAGCAGUGCACGAAGUUGCCGAAACGGAAAUUUCGCAUGACGAGUAUGUGCAUCAAAAACUCAAAAAAGGUCAAUUUCGGAUAUGGAACGAUAUUCAGGCGAAAAUUUGUUUGUACAUUAACAGUAGUCGGUUGCAUCAGCUGAAAUAUGAGCAUUUUAUACAAGCGUUGUCUAUUAUGCAACGCCUCAAAAAAGUUGGUUUAGAAUUCUGUGACGAGCCAUCCGAGAAACUGAUGGAAACAAUUCGUACCCAAAGUGUCGAAUUCUUCCAACGCUAUCACCGAAGUUGCCUCGAGGAGAUUGCCCUCUUCGUCGAUCACGAAGCAUGGGUUCAAAUCACAUCCUUCGUCAGCGUAACUCAAUUACAAGAAUAUAAAACUGUCAAAAGAGCUCUUCAACGAUACAAAACGAACAACGUAAAGGACGAAAAUCGAAUCUUACCACUUUUGACGAAUGGAAACGGAAAUGGAAAUAACAACAACAACAAACUCAGUGAUAAUGACUCCGUUUCUGUGCACGAUGCGGAUGAACAGAGCUCGAUUUAUGGCUCGUGUGGCUAUUUUCUGCGAUUCAGUGAGAAAAGUUCACCUUUUGAUGGAGGUUUCGACGAAGCAAUGUUAGAAGAGGACAUUUUAGCGGGAAUUGCGGAUGAAAGUAGCUGUUAUUAUUCGGAGGACAGUGAUGAUUGUGGCGAUGUAAGUGACGAAAAGAAUGGAAACGAGUCGCAAUUGAUUAUUAAUAACACUUCUUUGACGGUACUUCGAUGCAUUGGCAGAUAUCUCCAAAUGUGUCGAUUACUCUACUCAAUUUCGCCCCAAAUUGUUCUUUGCAUGACUGAACUAAUUGAUUAUUUUAUGUGUGCUGUACAUGAAAUGUUCACAAAAGAUCUUAACGUACCCGGAGAGAAUCUCUAUUCACCCUUGUUAGCGAAGAAUCUCAACAGAAUCCUCGACGAAAUUAUUCCAAAAGUCAAAAAAUGGCCUCCGAGCUUUGGUAUGAUCGAACAUGACAUCGUGGAUCCCGAAACAGUUUAUGGUUUGGCAAAAAGAGCGAUCGCUGUUGAAAGUUGCAUUUGUUUACUCGAACAAUUCCAACAACUUCGAGGAUAUUUGGAUCACUUAAUGGCAGCUGCAGCUUCCGAUGAACGUCAAACCUUGGAUGAAUACUUCACGAAUGCCGAAAAAUACGCUCGAGACUUGAGAAAACCAGUUUACAUGUGUUCCAUGGCGCGCGUUGUCGAUCUUCAAGCAGUCCUACAAGCAAUGUCAAAGGUCAAAUGGGACAUCAACCAAAUCAGUUCCGUGCACAGUUCGUACAUCGACACAAUUCAUCGUGCUGUUCAAACUUUCGCGAUGCGUUUGGAGCAAAUUACGACAAUGGCGCCGCUUCCACGCGAAGCUUUAUGGGACUCGUUGGCGCAUAUUUUGACCCAUACACUCGUCGAAGGUUUCUCAAAUGCCAAAAAAUGCUCGACUGGAGGACGUGCUCUCAUGCAACUCGAUUUCACGCAUUUCUUAUCGCUGUUUGACUUGAUUUCCGGCAAAAAAUUUCCUGAACACACGGCGUUCGUGGAACAAUAUGUGAAAGCAUAUUACCUACCAAAAGACCUUCUCGAAGAAUUUAUCGCGACUCAAACGAAUUACUCGUCGAAGCAAAUGACGGGACUCAUAAAUUGCGCAUGUAGCAAUGACAAAAAGACACGACAAAAGUUGCUGGCAAUGAUCGAAAAAGACAACAAAAAUGGAAGCAAAGAAAAUAUUUUAACGUAGUCGAAGACAGUAUUAGUUUCCCUUCCAAACGAAUUUUUUGACUAACAUACUAAUCUCGAAAUGUAAUCUCAUUCCCUUUACUUAAAAAAAAAACAAAAUUUCCCUUGUACCUUAAUUAUACAUAUUCACCUAAUCUCAAUUAUUGUUUGAAAUUAUUAAUUUUAUCCUUAGGUUUAAAUUGAAGAUUUUUUUUUUUUUGUUAUAAAUUUAGGAAAAGCGAAGAGAUCCUUAAUAUAUGAUGUUAACAUUUAAAUGAAUAAUAAACAA
Molecule: messenger RNA, 3228 nt
Organism: Culicoides brevitarsis
Lineage: Eukaryota; Metazoa; Arthropoda; Insecta; Diptera; Ceratopogonidae
Gene: Vps50
Product: syndetin
Exons: 4
Coding region: 61-2961 (966 amino acids)
Biological process (GO): retrograde transport, endosome to Golgi; endocytic recycling
Cellular component (GO): EARP complex
Molecular function (GO): SNARE binding
Source: RefSeq, a predicted model, not a curated record